UCUCCACUUCCACCAUUUCCUGCUGAAAUCUGAGGAAACCUUGAAGCGCCAACGUGACGCUGGCAUCUGUGUGGACGCCUUCAGUACAAUAGUGGAAAACAACGCGCGCCACAAUGUUCAUACAGAUUAUUCCGCAGGCUUGUUCCGUCGUAACGGCCUGCAUUAACCAACGCAAGGGUUUAUAAAAGAAUUAAUAAUUACAAAAUAUAAUUAUAUAUGAAUCAUAAAAAAUCCGGACGGUAAAUUUAAACAAUUUCUUAAAAAAAUAUUUAUUGAAGUAAAAAAGAACAAAGGUUUACCUUCUGUUGUAAGUUGUCCUUGUUAAGCUGGACAGGUUUCUGCCAGGAAUCCAGGCGACCAUAAUGCGAAUGGUUAACUCCCUGGUCAAGAAGUUUCAUACGACGAAGAAAUGUCUUCCAUGGACCCUCAAAACAGUUCCCCUGACUGUCGAAAUGAUAUGCAACUAGAAUACAAAAUAAUAAAAAAAUUUCUGUACAACUAAAUAGCACACAGACAGUUAGGUAGCUGCAAUAUUUGUCGUAGUAAUAAAGGUUACCUUUCCCGUGCAUGACCGCCAAUGUGAGGUGCACCAUUCUUCCAGCUGAUCGGUAAAAAGGCACCAAAACCAAUUUCGCUCGCAGAAUGCGUCUGCACGCUUCAGGGUCGGUCAAUGAAGGGAUACCGAUAAAUUCCCCUAGUCGACCUUUCAUUUUCGCCCAUGAUUUCAAGUCUUUGAAUGAGUUCGAAACCAAAGUAAACAACUUCGUCUGAAUAACCAGUGCCAAAAAUAAUGCUUCGAAUUAUCGUAUCGUUAUGCCCCACAAAAAAAUCUGGCAGCACUGGCUUGUAACAAUUUGUGAGCACAGCGCAGUAGUCGCGAUUGGCCUCCAGGUCAUGCUCUUCUGAAAGAUUCUCAAGACAAGAGUUUGCUGCAAACUUUACGUUCUCACACACCUGGUCCGCAUAAAAAAGAUGGUGAAAGCAUUCUGCUCGUGACAAGAACGGCUGUACACAGUUAUUAUUUGAUAAAAAUAAGUUAGUGAAACAGGUAUACAUUUUAAAUGCAAAUGCAAAAACGUCUAAUCAGUUUAAAGGUCUCGCAAUUUCUAAAAUAUUUUGGAAGGAUUUGUAUUAAACUAAACAAAGUUUGUUAGCGUUCUGGAUCAGUGAAUGUUUACUGUUACAAAUCAUGAACUUCCCGUUACUUGGCAACAUGGAACAACCACGUAUUUUAGGAGACCUUUAUUAAACUGAAGUACGAACGCUGUAUAGAUAACAGUAAUGUUAUUAAAAGUCACCGAAAGCAACAAAUGAUGUAUUUUGUGCAGCAGAUACAUGGUUUAUUUUAACUGGAGGACCUUUUUCUUUAAGCGACUGAAAAUGUAGCGUUGAGUUAUCUACCGAACUCUUACAAAAGAACGGUUUAAUGUAGAAAAUUAUUUAUAAAAUGCAAAUACGACCCACGGUUUUUGAAAGGUGUACUUCGAUGAAACGCCGCCAUCCGGUGAUGAUAAUAGGAAUAUUCAUUGAUUAAAUCUGCAGAAUAAAAAAAUUCCAAAAUUCUUUUCACAAAAAGCAUGCAAAAGAAAAACAUUACCAGCGUGACCUUUAUAAAAAAUCAAAACCUUGGUUUGUUUGGCUACGUAGUACGUACCACGUAACCCACUGAAGCCAGCUGAUGCGAGCUCGAUGGGAACGUUAAGAACAAGGUCCCUUUGUUGCAGAAUCACGAGCAACUGGCUUUCCAUAUCCCCAUGGCGAGCGCCCACUGCUACGGUACUGUAACAGUUCUGCGGUAAUGUAGGGUGGUAAUGCAGGGCUCCACUGUUGUUUUCAUCAGAGUCUGGGGUGUCUGGAGAGGGAGGAUGACAAUGUGAGACGUAGGAGGUUAGGGAAACUGGAUUAGGGGAAGAAACAGGGGAAUAUUCUUUCAUCGCAGUGGCAAAUAACGCAGCCAGCCCAGGGAGCGGUUGCGACAUAGGAGUAGUAGCUACAAUAGGGGUAGAUACCCGUGGUAUAGAUGAAGCAAAGUCCGGUAAACGCAAGCGUAAUGCAGGUACGGCAGACUGAGCAUGAUAAUGAGUGCCAGGAAAGAGUGGAGGGAAUAGAUUCAUAGUGGGGCGAUGCGGUGCUACCGAGGGAGAGCGCACGUAAUAAGGGGAUUGAAGACUGACGGUAGUGGUCGCCGUCCUACGAUUGCUCGUGCUACCACGACUGCAGAACUGGCUUGGUCGGCGGUCCAUAGCCAGAACACCUGCACUGUGCAAAACCAAAAUCGGAAAGAAAAUAAGGAGAAACAUCUUAAACAGUAAUUGCUUAAAUGCUAACAAACAAAAUGUUGUACUAAGAAAAACGUGUAAUCGCUUUAAGUAUCGGUAGGCCCUUAUCACUGACCUCGGUCAUCGUCACCGAGCUCGGUGAUAGUACAACUGUUGCUAUGACAGUAGCUCGGAAAUUCUCGUGACCUUUUGCGCUGUGUGUAAUCCAAAACGAUUACACCAAGUAAAAACCAAGCAGUGGAUUCUCCUAUAAAAAGGCACCCGGGAUAACUUCUGACUUUCAUAAGUUUUUAACCCUGUAUGACUAUGGAUUACACGUACGACGAAAUGCUGACGCCUUUCUAUGACGUGAUUAGUCCGCAGCUGCAGUCCGCCAGUGGUAAUGGUCCGCUUCCUCCUGCUGCAGCGACGGAUGAAUUUGCAUGGAUUGAUGAAUGGCUUCGUGAGAUAAACAGUCAACAGACGGUUUCCAAUAAUGCUGCAAAUGGACAGUCUACGUCUCAGCCUGGAACAUCGUCCUACACGAUCGACUACGGCUGGUUGGAUGAGGUGAUGGCCGAGCUCAAUGUCCCUCAAGCUCCUGCAGUAGGCUCUGCUCGCGCUUUGGGAAAUACAUCUGAGCAAACCGUCCCAACAGCUCAAGUCUCACAAGAUUCCUAUCAACUAGCUGCAAAUUACGCUUCUUUGGAAGAUCGGUACCCAAUUUACUUGGAGUAUCCCGUAAUCAUGCACGCUGAUUCCCAAGAAGAUCUGAUGCAAUACGGUCAAGGGACUGCGUUCGGUUUUCCUGAAAUGCAAGCAUGCAACACCGUUGACACGGGGCUACAAGGUGUGCCACCUGCUCCGCAGGGUAUGAAUUGGACGAAUGCACAGGUUCCAUGUACCGACAACCAAACCGCUGUAUGCUAUAACUUCAACGAACCGGCCACCGUAACCCUUGUGGAUGAAGGGCGGGCUGCGGCCCCACUAGCUUCCGGAAACAGCGACUGGGUGUCAGAGGCGGUUGCCCUAUCGCUGUUGCAUCCGUUGCCGGCGGUGUGGGUGCGAACAAAUCGAAAAACCACGACCCACAAGAAUUUGCCUGCCGCUCUUCGGUCUAUUCCAUGGGAUAUUAGGGCCGAGAAUCUACUGAUGUACUUUAGCAGCGACAAAGGGUGGAAUGGGUGGUUUACGCAUGUUGUGCUCGUGUUCUUGACAAAACCGGGCAGCUUGGAAGUGACGCGCGAUGAGUUUCAGACGAUUUUGAAGUACAUCUUGGACGGAGGGUGGGAUCAGGACAGCGGUAACGCUGCUAAUGAAUGCAAAAGGCUUGCAGUACCGACAGUGCCAUACCGUCGAAUUAGUCGCACUUUGUUGAUUUGGUACCGAAAAUUUGCCAAUGGUUCGGUGCGCAGCAUUAAAGGUCACACAGUGUAUGUUACAUUAACUCGAAUUACUACAACAAAUACUUAUGUUAAUUGCAUGAAUAUUAACGAAGCUGCUGUUAAAUCGCUAGCUGAACAACGAGACCUGUUGCAGAUUCUUGUGCCCGAUGGUGUUGAAUAUCCACCAUUGAUAGCAACGUAA
Paramacrobiotus metropolitanus is the source of this 3845-nucleotide messenger RNA. RefSeq lists its product as uncharacterized. NCBI's taxonomy places the organism in Eukaryota, Metazoa, Tardigrada, Eutardigrada, Parachela, Macrobiotidae. The record is from RefSeq and is a predicted model, not a curated record. The transcript has 6 exons. The coding region runs from base 2580 to 3845 and encodes 421 amino acids.